UUUCGUAUAUAUUUGAGAGAGAGAGAGAGAGAGAGAGAGAGAGAGAGAGAUUCAUUGCGAGUUUCAGUGUUUAGAGGAGGAAAUCAGCGAAUCGUUUCAGUCUCCGCUUCGUACCCAGAGUAAAUAUGAGUGCUUCCGUCGCCCGUCAGUCCUCAGUUCUACUUUAGCCACGAUAGAGUGAGCGUGUUAUGGUGUUUGGACAGCUAAUCGCACCACAACUUAGGUCACCUCCGCCUUAUAACAGUGCCACAUCAUUACUAACGUGCAUUGGAGCCACUUUCCUGGGUUAUAAUAGUAAUGAAAUGCUGUGAGAAAGUUACAGUGCUGAAAACAUAAGGGAAAACUGCAUAACUUUCAAAUAACAUGUGCACUACACUACACUACACCGUGGAUUAUUUAUCUUGGAGCGCUGCGGGUUGGUCAGUGUAUGUCGUAGUCAUGUUUCACUAUCACCGCUACUCACUCACCCUCAUCGUUGUGUUAUCAUUUUACCUCAGUUCACUAAUGGAACGGAAGGAGGAGUGGGGCAUUACGUUCAGGGUGGCGCCAUGUUGCGAGGUCAUCAUACGAACAAUUUCAGCGAGGCCACCAUGUGCAUCAUUAAGGAAGUUGUUUUGAAUAGAUGCAAGGCAUAUAACACAGUGCAGCUGAUUAUUUUCAUGGCUGGAAUAUUUGACGGGUAUAUGAAGAACAGGCUUGCUGACGUUGCAUUAGGGAGGCGAAGAAGAAAGAAUACGCGUAUGGGCACACUGUCUUUGGAUUCAGUAACUCCCCUUGGCAACGGGAAAUACAAGGUCAAUAGCCACUCUACUCCAUCACUGCAAUACACUGUCGACCUAGAAACUGGCUUCUGUGAGUGUAAUGUGGGUGAGAAUGGCUCGCUGUGCAAACACCAGGCUGCUUGUGCAGAGCACAGCAUGACGAUCUUGCCCCAAGUUUUCACUGCUACAAGUAAAACAGGCAGUGGUUGGCGUCAGUGGCAGUGGGUGAAGACAAAACUCCACCAGAAAGUUUUUUCAGAGGACUUUUGGAGCCACAACUGAACAACAGAGAAAACCAAAGUCCGCUUGCAGUUGCAUCGUCAACCAAGGGCAAGAUCAACUCCCAUUACCUGAGGCUCGUCCCCAGGUGUCUAUGCAAUGGGAAGAGAAUAAACAUUGCUCUCUGGACCAACCAAGGCUGGAAGAUGACAAACAAAGUGCCAAUAUUUCAGAGUUCGUCAAAGCCCUCCACACUAUCACUGAAAAAUAUGGAAAUGAAGACACUGCAGACGCCCUCAAGACAGCAGUUAAAAGGCUCCAUAAAAUAAAAAGCACAAACAUGCUCAACAGUGUGUUACACAACCUAGGAAGUGAUGUGUGCACCACUACAACUGGAGCUGGCCGAGGAAAGAUUCGGUGCCAGCCAUCUUCAGUUGCAAGAAGAGGGCCAGGAAGACCGAAAGGAGCAGCUCCCCUUGGCAAAGGGCGCCGUCCUAACACAGUAGCGACAGGUAAAGCAAAGCGCCCACGAAAUCUCGCAGAAAACAUCGCAGCCAAUGUACCCAAUGCUAAGUCACAUGGCAGUGGCCACUAAUGUAUGUAUUUAUCUACAGUAAUUGCAUGCUUAAUAAAUAUGGAGUUUU
Messenger RNA from Portunus trituberculatus (swimming crab), 1624 nucleotides. RefSeq lists its product as uncharacterized. The transcript is spliced from 3 exons. The coding region runs from base 549 to 1043 and encodes 164 amino acids. The record is from RefSeq and is a predicted model, not a curated record. Gene Ontology annotation, molecular function: zinc ion binding. NCBI's taxonomy places the organism in Eukaryota, Metazoa, Arthropoda, Malacostraca, Decapoda, Portunidae.